AUGUCUACUCCUAAGAACCCCACGCAGCAGAACGGCUCUUACUCGGCAAGGCGCCAUGAGGAGUACCAAUACCUCGACCUCGUUCGUGAGAUCCUUGACGAGGGCGAGCACCGGCCGGACAGAACCGGCACCGGAACAUACUCCAUCUUCGCUCCGACGCCUCUCAAAUUCUCCCUUAACAAGGACGGCGAGCCACUGCUGCCCCUCCUUACCACGAAGCGCGUCUUCCUCCGUGCUGUCAUCGCUGAGCUGCUGUGGUUCGUCGAGGGCAACACAUCCUCCCUUGCACUGAGCGAGGCGGGCGUCAAGAUAUGGGACGGAAACGGCUCGCGGGAGUUUCUCGACAGCGUUGGCCUCUCCCACCGCGAAGUCGGCGACCUCGGCCCCGUGUACGGGUUUCAAUGGCGACACUUUGGCGCCGAGUAUGUCGACGCCAAGACGGAUUACACGGGCCAGGGCGUUGAUCAGCUCGCCGAGGUCAUUCACAAGCUCAAGACGAAUCCGUACGACCGCCGCAUCCUCCUCAGCGCGUGGAACCCCGCGGACCUGAAGAAGAUGGCCCUCCCGCCAUGCCACAUGUUUGCGCAGUUCUACGUCUCGUACCCUCGAGCCCGUGGCGCACCCGCUGACGGAGAGAAGCCCAAGGGCCACCUGCACUGCCAGCUGUACCAGCGGUCAUGCGACAUGGGCCUUGGCGUCCCCUUCAACAUCGCGAGCUAUGCGCUGUUGACGCAUAUGAUUGCCCGCGCAUGCGACCUCGUCCCUGGCAGCCUGACGCAUGUCAUGGGCGAUGCGCACGUCUAUGCCGACCACGUUGAUGCGCUCAAGGUGCAGUUGGAGCGUGAGCCUAGGGAUUUCCCGUUGUUGGAGAUCAACAACAGGGAGGCAGGGUGCAGCAUUGACGGAUGGAAGGUGGAAGAUUUUGUGGUCAAGGGAUACGACCCGCAUAAGACGAUUGCCAUGAAGAUGUCUGUGUGA
Colletotrichum spaethianum is the source of this 978-nucleotide messenger RNA. RefSeq names its product thymocyte nuclear protein 1. Gene Ontology annotation, cellular component: cytosol; mitochondrion. NCBI's taxonomy places the organism in Eukaryota, Fungi, Ascomycota, Sordariomycetes, Glomerellales, Glomerellaceae. The coding region runs from base 1 to 978 and encodes 325 amino acids. The transcript has 2 exons. Gene Ontology annotation, molecular function: thymidylate synthase activity. Gene Ontology annotation, biological process: dTMP biosynthetic process. The record is from RefSeq and is a predicted model, not a curated record.